CGGCGGUUGCCGUACCGCCCGCUCUUCCCGCUGCCGUGAGUCUGCCGCCCGGCUCGGGCGCGCUUUUCAACCGCCAUGAGCCUGUGGGUGGACAAGUACCGGCCCGGUUCCCUCAGCAAGCUGGACUAUCACCGCCCGCAGGCCGCGCAGCUCCGCAACCUGGUUCAGUGUGGUGACUUCCCUCAUCUGUUGGUGUAUGGACCAUCAGGAGCUGGAAAAAAGACAAGAAUAAUGUGUUUGUUAAGGGAAUUAUAUGGUGCAGGAGUGGAAAAACUGAGGAUCGAACAUCAGAGUAUAACGGCACCUUCUAAAAAAAAAAUUGAAAUUAGUACCAUUGCAAGUAAUUACCACCUUGAAGUUAAUCCAAGUGAUGCAGGAAACAACGACCGUGUAGUAAUUCAGGAACUCUUGAAGACAGUAGCACAAUCCCAGCAGCUUGAGACAAGUACUCAACGAGAUUUUAAAGUGGUGCUGUUAACAGAAGUCGACAAACUGACUAAAGAUGCUCAGCACGCUUUGCGAAGAACAAUGGAGAAGUACAUGGCAACCUGCAGGCUGAUCCUGUGCUGCAACUCCAUGUCAAAAAUUAUAGGACCUAUUCAAAGCAGAUGCCUGGCUGUACGGGUACCUGCUCCCAGCAUUGAAGAUAUUUGCCAUGUUUUAUCCAGUGUGUGUAAGAAAGAGGGCCUGACUCUUCCUCAGGAACUGGCUCAAAGGAUUGCAGAGAAAUCUGGCAGGAAUCUUCGGAAAGCACUUCUUAUGUGUGAAUCCUGCAGAGUACAACAGUAUCCUUUUGCUGCUGAUCAAGACAUUCCUGAAAUGGACUGGGAAGUUUAUUUGAGAGAAACUGCAAAUGCCAUUGUUGGUCAACAGACACCACAAAGGCUCUUAGAGGUCCGUGGACGGCUUUAUGAACUACUGACACACUGCAUUCCUCCUGAGAUUAUAAUGAAGGGCCUCCUGACAGAACUCCUAAAUAACUGUGAUGGACAACUGAAAGGAGAAGUUGCACAGAUGGCAGCUUUCUAUGAACACCGCCUGCAACUGGGCAGCAAAGCCAUUUAUCAUCUGGAAGCUUUUGUAGCCAAGUUUAUGGCAAUUUACAAGAAGUUUAUGGAGGAUGGACUAGAUGACAUGAUGUUCUAACUCUGAUGCCCAAAGUUUUAUGCAGAGUUUUAUUGUGUCAUGAUGCCUAGAAUGUUGAAAAUGUUCUUUCCUUGUCCAUGCUUCAUUGCAUGUGAGUCUGGUUAAAAGUGAAAAUAUUUUAUUUUGCUGUUAAUAUAAACAAAACUGAACUAAAGAGCAAUGUUUUUUCAGGUUUAGAAACUACAUGGAUUAUAUAUGACAGCCACAAAUCAAUUUUUAAAUCCAUACAAAAUACAUUAGCCCUUCAGAAAGACAAGUUGCCUUGGAAGAUGGGUAAGAUCAUGCUUGCUUUGCAGGACUUGUAAGCUGAUACCGAGAAAAUGGGUGCUGUGUUCUUGCUUCAUAACUGUUCACAGGCAAGGCUGUCAGCAAAAUGUGGUUUUCCAUGUUGCAGCAAGUUCCAGAUUCAGCAUAUAUGUUCUGCCUGCUGAUUUGUAUGUUUUAUUGUAGCCAUGCUGUCUUCUGUCACAUGCUGACACGUUUUCUGAGUCCUUUUGAAAACAGUUGCAUUCAAAUUGUGGAUGAGCAAUAUUUUUGUAUUGCUUGUAAAUCAGUUUGACAACAUGGAACAUUUUUUUAAUAAGAAAUAUACCUAUGUAAAGCAAGUCCACUUGCUGUCUAACACUUGUGUUCACCUUAAUAUGCAUAAUGCUGUUCGGGUGAAAAAUUCUUAUUUAAUUGUGGUUUAACCAAGGGAGAGAUUCAACUUUUAACAAAUAUUCUUUCACAGUCUACAUUCUUAUGUGACAUUUUUAAAAUAACAAGUGAAAUAAAUUGUUAAAAAUAUGAACAAAUAUGCAGUGC
Calypte anna (Anna's hummingbird) is the source of this 1950-nucleotide messenger RNA. RefSeq names its product replication factor C subunit 3 (gene RFC3). Gene Ontology annotation, biological process: DNA-templated DNA replication; DNA repair. The record is from RefSeq and is a predicted model, not a curated record. The coding region runs from base 76 to 1146 and encodes 356 amino acids. The transcript is spliced from 9 exons. Gene Ontology annotation, molecular function: ATP hydrolysis activity; DNA clamp loader activity; DNA binding. NCBI's taxonomy places the organism in Eukaryota, Metazoa, Chordata, Aves, Apodiformes, Trochilidae. Gene Ontology annotation, cellular component: DNA replication factor C complex; nucleus.